AUGCGUGCUGCCGAAGCCGCUGCUCAUCUCGAACGUUCACGAGCCGAGGCCUUCCCACCGGGCCAAUCAGAAACAGCUGCUGGCACGCGGCCUGUCCUACCAGAAUGGGGCCCUCUGGAAGCGUCAUUUCCGGAACAGUCUACCAGCUCUCCCCGGAGAAGUCGCCUGAGAGACGCUGAGCAGGGUCCGGAACAGCCCGAAGCUGGACAGGACGAUGGAGCAGAGGGCCGAGAAGGUGGUCGAAAGAGCGGGGGCAUGUGGCCUCGCUUCUUGCGUAUGUAAUUGCGUCCUGGACAUCCGAAAAUUUUCUCUUCUCCACGUCAUUCCCAUCUGGACAUUUGCUUCUGGCAGUUUCGCGACCACGACGGCCACCGUGUUCCAUAAAUCUGAUUCAGAUUCCCACAAUGUCAGGCGAUGCGCACGACUCAGAAAGUCGUCUCCCACUGAGAUGCCUCCGUACCGAUGCUCGCCUUCUGCGCCGGCACAUAGAUAAAUCACAUGUCAUUGCCCUAAAGACCUCACACCAAAAAGCGAAUAGACGUACAGUGAGUGGCGAAUUGAGAGUCCGGACGCCUAGCUAGGACGUGCUUGUGUGGCCUGAGACAACCCAUAGAAACUGGAGCCGCUCCUCGGAAAUGGAUCGGAGACACAGGGGUGGCUUAAGCGCAGAUUGAUGAUGCUCCGUUGAGCGCAAAGUGCGGCUCGGGCGCUUUCCAAGGCCGAAUUUGCUCCCGAAGGUACAGGCUACUGGGCGUGCACUCAUGCCCUGGGUGGCGACAGAAUCCGCAAAGCUGGUGGCAGGAUUCGCCACCACUAAGUGCCCUUACUGUCAAACGGUCUCGUAUCCUCGCUUUGGCUUGGUCAAAGUCGCACUGAUGGUCUCAGCUUCUCGCCCGCAGGUGGGAGCAGUCACUUCCUUGGCACCUCACCUAUAUCAAGUCGCUUCUAAAGGUCCUCGAAAGCGUGAACCUCACCCCUUGAUCGCCGCCGGCGGCACAGAAACCUCUUUUAUUUUCGCUUCCACAAGCUGCCCUGACGGGUACUGGCUUUUCGAGCCGCUCCAUUUCGCCGCGCUGCUCUUCUGCUCCGCUUGAAAGCGGACGGACUGGCGACCGCAAGUGAAAUGAACCACACCAUCAAAAGUCUGGCUUUGCUGUGCAUCGCCUCUGUCCUUCUCGCAUGCCUCCUAAUCCACGGCUUUGCGCAUCCGCGCAUGCUCAGCCAUGUAACACAUCGCUUGCGUGAGCGAGGCACCAGCUUCCAGAGGGGAGCCCUGCCUUUGUCUUUCCAUGAGCAAGGCAUCGUCUUUCGUAGAGGGAUCCUCUCUGCCAACGAAGCUUCGCUGAUGGAACAUUUGCAAGGGGAAACCGGCCGCAAUGUGAAGAAAGUCGAGGUGAGCAAGCGCGAAUUGCGGGCCUGUUUCGGCAAGGCGCACAAAUGUAUACUGAUAGCCUCCGCAUCUUCACGUUCAUCAGCUCCUGAGGUCGUUGCCUAAUCAUCUUGAUAGCAAACACACGCCAAACGCUGAAUCCUACGUCUGGAAUGAUGAUCACGCGAAUGCGUGGCCCACCAUCCCAGAAAGACCGGCAGGAGGGCCUAGAGUCGAUGAAAGCCUGGCGAAGCAACUUCGUGUCUUUGCCGAAGCCGUGCGCGGCACAGAUGUGAGUCUUGCUGUUCCUUGGAAGAUGCGUCCACUUGCUGACCACAAGGCUCCCGUUGCGCUCAGGUCACGCGUCGACGAAGCCGAAUUACGUCACCUGCCGGCUCGAACGACAUGGAUGUUGACCAUCUGAGGGCAUACGCGACACUCUUGGCAGGUGAUGGCUCUCGUCAGCCAGCGCCCGGCCGUGCAGGCAGUGGCUCGCAGGAUGGCACAGUGUCACCCACACGGAUCGGCCACACCCAUUCGCAGAGUCACAGCACAUUGUUUACCCAGAAGAUUCACAAUCCUGCUAGCGAGCAUGACGUGCAUGGGCUGCCAGAGGCAGGAGCUCAUGAGCGCAAACAGGACAUUGCUUCGCUCGAUGGCGAGUCCAGGCUACAUUCCGCUUUCCGUACGCCUAGCUCGCAACAAGAAUCGCUUCGCGCUGCAAAGCGGCCUCGUAUCACGGUGCAUCGCUCCAGCUGGAUUCCGCCACGACAAGCGUCGCUGGAAACAUUUGGAGUUUUCAGCUCAAGCUCGACACACUCUGCUCCGUAUCACAUCUCACCUGAGCCCUCUUCGAAUACGUUUCCGAGCGGCGCAACCAGAGAACGAAGAGCGUCCAACGUGUCUCGAACGGGCUUGGACGCUGCUCGACUUCAGCUCAGGUCCUUGGACAUCAGCAGUGCUGUCAGGAAACGGAUGCUGAAGAAGCGAACUAUAAUACAGCUCGAAGUAAUAAAGAACGGAACGCACCAAAGAGCUGCAGUGAAAGCUAUCAAUGCUUACCUUGAAAAAGAUAAAGAUCACGUUGUGCAUAGGAUGAUUGUGAGUUUGUGAGCGGUGCGGCGUGGUGCAGCACAGUGAUGCUGACCAGAUUGCCUUUCAGGUUCAAACCGGAUUCCGGCCUCCAAAUGAAAUAUCUGACCGCACUUUCCUCACUGCGACUGCAUGGACUAAGGAGAACAGGCUUGUGCCUUCGGGCGUAGUGAAGGGACAUGAGACGACUCACAUUGUCCCUCUUCCCGAUCAUGCCUCGUUCAUAAGCGGCGGUCGCCAAAGUAGAUUGACGCUCUUUCGGCCAGACGGAGCUCAAUUUCAACCCCACGGACCUCUAAAAGAAGCGCGGAAGGUGUAUCUUCAUGGCUUGCGUCCUUAUCCUGUCGAUACUGUUGACACGACACUCAUGGAUGCGCACGGCUCGCUACUACCCGAGCAUCCGCGAGACUCGAAGCACUACAAGCAGGAUUCCAGGGCGAGAUUCGGACGAGUGAUCGACAGGACCAAACAAUACUCUGGCAAUCGUGAGCCAGCUGACUGGCGCAAACCGCUUGGAGACCUCGGGCGCCCCCAUCGCCGGCCCAUCACUGCAUCUUUAGCUGAAGGCUCUCAUACUGAAGGCCAAAAGAGGGACCAGUCGAUGCCGAGGAGCGCUGAUCAGCCGGAGUCUAGCAGGCAGGCCGAGGUGUCUCCUCAGACAUUCCACGACACAGGCUCGGUGGCCUACCUACACCAGAACGAUUACUACGGACGACUGUCGAACAUCCGUCAACCGAGCCGAAACCACCGUACGGCGCCAAAUGAAGCUUAUAAGGCCGGCAGCAAGGACGCGUCGCUCGAGCGAGAAAUCCCUGAGGGCCAGGGCAAGCGGCAAAGAACAGGUGCCGCUACAGCACCCGAUCAGAUCGAUGGCGCCAAUAGAGUCUCGACAAUUCCCGAGAGGCUUUUGGGUGGUAGCAGUGGACCGGGCCUCAAAUCUAGCAACAAGGAUCAUGCUUCAAACGUGACCCCUACGACUCGAAGGCACAACGAGCCACUGAAAGAUCCAUCUACACCGUCACGCCAAAGACCGGAGGGGCUUCCUCGAAUCGAUACGAGACUCCGCCUUGGUUCUUUUAGGACCGGCGUAGCGCGUUUCCGGAGCAGCGGGACUCGUCCGGCAAUACCGAUGGAAGGGUCGGCGGACAAUGGUCCAGACCUGGAGCUGCGCCUGGGCAGCAAGCCAGUCACGACACCUCGCGACCAGCACGAACCUUUCAGCCCGAUGCUGAGCAGCACAACGAGGCCGUUCGGACGAAAAGUUCAUGAGCAUCACCUCGAGUCGACUACCUCCACGUCGGAAUUUCCUGCUUUUCCUUCUUUCAGACCAAGUUGA
Molecule: messenger RNA, 3797 nt
Organism: Ceraceosorus bombacis
Lineage: Eukaryota; Fungi; Basidiomycota; Exobasidiomycetes; Ceraceosorales; Ceraceosoraceae
Source: the annotation of a GenBank genome assembly